AUGUCAGUGCCAAGUGAAAAUGGGAUCAAAAUCAAAAGGAAGAGUCUGCUUAAAGAAAACAAGCUAAAUUGAGUACAAUAUGAAAUUAAUCUGCUGGAACUGAUCAAGAAAAGAAGAGCACGCAUUGGAUAUUCAUUUAAGAAGGAUGAAAUUGAGAACUCUAUUCUGCAUAGAGUCCAUUGCCUCUUCAACCGUGCUACAGGAAAGUGGAAAGAUGACAUCCAGCUUUGGCUUUCACAUGUUGCAUUUUGCAAGCAGUGGAAUGCAAAGCAUCAGCUUAGUAAAGUGUUCUCUACCAUGUUGGCCAUUCAUCCCAAUAAACCAGCACUGUGGAUUAUGGCAGCAAAAUGGGAAAUGGAGACCCAGCUCUCGUCAGAAAGUGCAAGGCACUUGUUCCUCCGUGCUUUGCGCUUCCACCCAGAGUGCCCAAAGAUUUACCAAGAAUAUUUCAGAAUGGAGCUGAUGAAUGCUGAAAAACAGAGGAAGGAAAAGAAAGCAUUUGAACAAGCAAAGAUGGACUUGGGGGAAUUCAGUUAUUCUGAAGAGAUUCUCAAUGGGGAAAUGGCUCGCAUCAUCUACAGGGAAGCUGCUCAGAAAAUUAAAGGUGUUGAGUUCCAUCUGGCUGUGCUUUCCAUUGCAAAGCUCUUUGAUUUUACCCAAGAUAUGCAAAAAGAAAUUCUGGAAAGUUUGCAGGCCAAGUAUGCUGAUGAUCCCCUUAUGUGGGACUACAUGGCCCGUCGUGAGCUGGAGCUGGGGUCCCUGCAGUCCUCAGAACACACCACGAAACGGAUGAAAGUGUCUGAAAUGACCCAGAGAGAGGAACGAUGCUGUGCAGUCUUUGAAGAGGCUGUGAGAGCUGUCCCAACAGAGGACAUGUGGAAGUGCUACAUCACUUUUUGCUUAGAGAGAUAUAACAGGAAAACCAACAGUGAAGAAUUAAAGCAAAAGAGGCUGGAGAGGACACUGAACGUGUUCAACAAAGUCCACGAGUCCAGACUGCUGCCAGAAGUUCUCUACAAGCAGUGGCUUCAGCUGUUACUGGAGUUCAACCUCUUGGAGAAGGCUACAGAGGUGGCAGAAGCUGCAACUGAGCAGUUCAGCCUGUCAGUGGAAAUGUGGCAGAUGAGGCUGCAGAUGCUGAUCCAGCUGAAGAGUGACAGUGUCAGCCAGUGUUUUGAAGAAGCCGUUAAGCAAGUGAAGUCAAAGGGCACCUUGCCAUUAUGGACCCUCUGGGUAGAAUGGAGUGAAGGCACAAGCAGCAAGGAAGAGACAGAAGCUCUCUACCAGAGAUCCUUGCAUGCCACAACUCCUGAAUCGGUGACUAUGAAAGAAAAAUAUCUUGACUGGACAUACAGAAGUGGUGGUUAUAAGAAAGUUAAGAAAGUCUUUAACAGCUUGUGUGAAAAUCGUCCAUUUUCAAUUAACUUCUUCAGGAAGAUGAUCCAAAUAGAAAAGGAGCAAGAAUCUUGCAAAAUGCUUCAUGUAAGAGAAUACUAUGAACGUGCCUUGAGAGAGUUUGGUUCAACAGAUUGUGAUCUAUGGCUGGAUUAUGUCAGAGAGGAAUUAAGUCAUCCCCAAGGCAAACCAGAAAACUGUGGGAGCAUUCACUGGCGAGCUAUGAAGAUGUUGCAGGGAAACCUGGUGGAAGACUUUGUUUCCAAAUACACUUUAUUGCAAACUGGACAUUUAUGA
Messenger RNA from Chaetura pelagica (chimney swift), 1692 nucleotides. RefSeq names its product UTP6, small subunit (SSU) processome component, homolog (yeast) (gene UTP6). The record is from RefSeq and is a predicted model, not a curated record. Gene Ontology annotation, cellular component: Pwp2p-containing subcomplex of 90S preribosome; small-subunit processome. The transcript is spliced from 21 exons. Gene Ontology annotation, molecular function: protein binding; snoRNA binding. Gene Ontology annotation, biological process: maturation of SSU-rRNA from tricistronic rRNA transcript (SSU-rRNA, 5.8S rRNA, LSU-rRNA). NCBI's taxonomy places the organism in Eukaryota, Metazoa, Chordata, Aves, Apodiformes, Apodidae.